This is a messenger RNA of Emiliania huxleyi CCMP1516, 330 nucleotides long. RefSeq lists its product as hypothetical. Lineage: Eukaryota; Haptophyta; Isochrysidales; Noelaerhabdaceae. The record is from RefSeq and is a predicted model, not a curated record. The coding region runs from base 1 to 330 and encodes 109 amino acids. The transcript has a single exon.
AUGCUCUGGUCGAUGCAGGAGCGCAAGUCGGAUGCCUACGCCGGCAUGAAGGUGCCCGAGGCGGGCAGGGCGCUCGGCGCGACGUGGAAGACGAUGGACGAGGCGGCGAGGGCGCCGUGGGUCGAGGCGUCGAAGGAGGACCACGCGCGGCACGCUCGCGAGAUGGCGAGCGACGUGCCCAGUCCCGAGUUCGCGCGCGAGGCUGCCGGCAGCUCCGGCGCGGCCGAGAAGGCCGGCGCCAAGCGCACCCGCCCGCACGCCACGGAUGGCGGCGACGCGCGAUUUGGCGGCCUCUCUGCGAAGGCGUGGGGCAAGCAGCGCGCACCAUGA